Prorocentrum cordatum is the source of this 312-nucleotide messenger RNA. NCBI's taxonomy places the organism in Eukaryota, Dinophyceae, Prorocentrales, Prorocentraceae. The record is from the annotation of a GenBank genome assembly.
GGUGCACUGACGCAGCUGGACGCGGCUGCUUCUUGCACGAGACCUGGCCUCGUGUUGGUCGCGAUCGAUGCCACGGCCGUCUCGGACAUCGACGACGAGUGGGCUGACGAGGGGACGCGCCGCGUCGGUGUGCUCGCGGAGCGCUUCGGGCUUGUGCGGAGCCUCGUCGACGCCCUGCUACACGACGACGAGCUGCGCCGCAUGGAAGCGGUCGCCCUCGGCGCCCCCUUGCACUGCGGCCCCUCCCUGCACAUGGCGUUGCUCGUCGGCGUGUUCAAGUCCGACAGCACGGCCGGGGACCUGGCACCUCAG